Sitophilus oryzae (rice weevil) is the source of this 1323-nucleotide messenger RNA. RefSeq names its product aminomethyltransferase, mitochondrial. Lineage: Eukaryota; Metazoa; Arthropoda; Insecta; Coleoptera; Curculionidae. Gene Ontology annotation, biological process: glycine catabolic process. Gene Ontology annotation, cellular component: mitochondrion. Gene Ontology annotation, molecular function: aminomethyltransferase activity; protein binding. The transcript is spliced from 6 exons. Bases 96 to 1316 code for a protein of 406 amino acids. The record is from RefSeq and is a predicted model, not a curated record.
UAAUUUGAAUAUGUAAACAUGUGCCAUUCUGUGCUUGCCAUAGUAAUUUCAUUAAAUUUAUUUAGUUCAAACGUUUAUAAAAGUAUAAUAAAAAUAUGGCUAUGUAUUCGACGAAAUUUUUGCUGAUCCAAUGUGCAAAAAACAAUCUACAGCGAUGCUUCUCUUCGCAAAAAGGCCAAGUGACAUCAUUAUACGAGUUCCACAUUAAAAAUGGAGGGAAAAUGGUGAAUUUCGGAGGCUAUCAACUUCCGGUUCAAUAUAGUGAUCAAUCGAUUGUCAAUUCCCACAUUUUUACAAGAAAAAAUGCAAGUAUUUUCGAUGUGUCACAUAUGCUUCAGACUGAAAUUAAAGGCAAACAUAGCAUAGAAUAUUUUGAGACGUUAUGCACCGCAGAUAUAAAAGGUCUAGAGGAAAACAGUUCAGUAUUAACUGUAUUUACGAACGAAAAUGGUGGUAUUUUAGACGAUCUAAUUGUUACUAAAAUUAAUGAAGAAUUUCUUUACGUCGUUUCAAAUGCAGCUAUGAAGCAACAGGAUCAGGAAAUUAUGUCGCGGGGUUUGAACUCAUUCCAGAAGCGCGUAAAUUCCGCUUCUGAUAUCAGAAUACAGUUCUUUCAUACCUUGGAAAGAACUUUAAUAGCCUUACAAGGACCGAAAGCAUCUACAGCAUUACAAAGUAUUACCGACUUAGACCUAUCAAAAUUAUAUUUUAUGAAAACAGCUGUAGGGAGUGUUGCAAAUGUACAAAAUUGUCGAAUUUCACGCUGCGGAUACACGGGUGAAGAUGGUUUUGAAAUAUCUAUACCCGCCGAAAGGUCCGAAAACGUCGUUCAAACUUUGUUAGAAAAUUCCGAUGUAAAGCUGGCAGGAUUGGGUGCUCGAGAUUCGCUAAGGUUGGAAGCCGGUCUUUGUCUAUAUGGAAGUGAUAUUAAUGGCGAGACCACUCCGGUGGAUGCGGCUUUAACCUGGUUGGUUGCCAAAAAAAGAAGAGAAACAAAAGACUUUCCUGGAGCCGAUAAAAUAGUACAGCAAAUAAAGGAAGGUUCAAAAAUAAAACGGGUGGGAAUAACGUCAUCGACUGGUCCACCACCACGACACGGGACGAUAAUUUUAUCAGAAGAUGGCCAAGAAAUCGGAGAAAUAACCUCUGGAUGUCCGUCGCCGACGUUGGAAAUUAACGUAGCGAUGGGUUACGUACCAGCAAAAUCUAGUAAAGUCGGUACAAAAGUAGGAUUGAAAAUUCGAGGAAAACAGUACAAUGGGAUUAUUACAAAAAUGCCAUUUGUUAAGAGUAAUUAUUAUAAUAAAGUAAACUAAUAUGAAA